Molecule: messenger RNA, 404 nt
Organism: Prorocentrum cordatum
Lineage: Eukaryota; Dinophyceae; Prorocentrales; Prorocentraceae
Source: the annotation of a GenBank genome assembly
AAGGGCGAGCAGUGGCAGCGGGCGCGGGCGCUGCUGAGCGAGAUGUGGGAGGCGAAGCUGGAGCCCGACGUCAUCUUCAGCUACAACGCUGGGAUCAGCGCGUGCGAGAAGGGCGAGCAGUGGCAGCGGGCGCUAGCGCUGCUGAGCGAUCAGCUACAGCGCUGGGAUCAGCGCGUGCGAGAAGGGCGAGCAGUGGCAGCGGGCGCUGGCGCUGCUGAGCGAGAUGCGGGAGGCGAAGCUGGAGCCCGACUUAGCUACAGCGCUGGGAUCAGCGCGUGCGAGAAGGGCGAGCAGUGGCAGCGGGCGCUGGCGCUACUGAGCGAGAUGCGGAAGGCGAAGCUGGAGCCCAACGUCAUCAGCUACCGCGCUGGGAUCAGCGCGUACGAGAAGGGCGAGCAGUGGCA